AUGUUUUGUCUUGCAGACAGCAAUAACCUAAACAUUGAACAAAAUGACUCCUGGGCCUCUGAGAACUUCUGGCUUGACCCUUCUGUGAGAGGCCAAUCAGAGACCAAAGAAGAAGACGAUGGCCUUCGCAAAUCCCUCGACAGAUUCUAUGAAACGUUUGGCCAUCUGCGGCCAGCCUCUGCAUCUGGCAGAGGGAAUCGACUCUCUGCAUCUGUCUGCCAGUGCCUGUCUCAGAAAAUCUCUCAACUAAGAGGCCAGGAGAGCCAAGUGUAUGCUCUCCGCAGUUUUCAAAUGGCCCGAGUCAUCUUCAACCGGGACGGCUGCUCGGUCUUACAGAGGCAUUCCAGGGACACCCGCUUCUACCCACUGGAGGAAGGAUGUUUGUCUCUGGAUGACGAGGAGCCAAUUCCAGGACUUUCAAAAGAUAUUAUUAAUUUCCUCUUGCAGCAGAAUGUGAUGAAAGACCCUUAGCUGGCGCCUGGCGGUGCGGGCAGGCAGUACUGGAGGUGUAGUACGUGGCACCCACUGCUGGUGGGCCACCGGAUUCCCUCGGGUCUCUUGCCAGCUCCGUGUGCCCAAUCCCAGCUAAGUGUUUUGUGGUUAAAGGCUGGCUCCUGUGACCUGGUAUUGGAGCCAGUCCACCCAUACGGAGAGCCAGCAGAGUCUGAGAGUUUGAUGUCCCUGUGGCCAUCCCACCGCCAACUCCACUUGGCCAAGGCCACUGACUGACUGGGUUAGGAGUCAAAAGCCCAGCUUGCUUGCCUCAAGGCAAGACAUACCCUGAAGUGUAAUUUAUGCUCCAGAGCUCUCUCCUGUCCUGAUCAGGCUGAGGCUGGGACUUUACAUGAAGUCACACCCUUGCUGGGCUUCAUUCCUUUCCCCAUCCUCCUCCCAUUCAUUCACUGAUGUGUCCAGGA
Messenger RNA from Propithecus coquereli (Coquerel's sifaka), 917 nucleotides. RefSeq lists its product as uncharacterized. The record is from RefSeq and is a predicted model, not a curated record. NCBI's taxonomy places the organism in Eukaryota, Metazoa, Chordata, Mammalia, Primates, Indriidae. Gene Ontology annotation, biological process: positive regulation of double-strand break repair via nonhomologous end joining; positive regulation of isotype switching; negative regulation of double-strand break repair via homologous recombination. The transcript has a single exon. The coding region runs from base 1 to 471 and encodes 156 amino acids. Gene Ontology annotation, cellular component: site of double-strand break.